UCACUCGUCAUCUUUACUUGAUUUGGUGAGUUUGGUAAGAGAAAAACUAAGACGUGUGGCAAAAAAGAAACCAAUAAAAAUGGAUUCAUGAUCUUAUUGAAGGCCAGCGAAUUAUUGUUGCAUCUAGAAAUGGCUGAAGUGAAGGCCAUUGAUAAUCUUGUGGCUGCUAGGACCCUCUUGACGACCAAUUUACAGAAUUCAAGAGCUAUGGCCUCUGAUCUGGAUAAAACUGGGAAAAGAUUGGAGGAGAUGAGGCAAAGGUUACCAUCUCUUGAAGCUGCACGCAAUACCCUUUUGCAGAAGUGCAGAUUUUCUGCAAUCAAAGACCACAUUGAUCGUGCUGUUUAUCCCGCCAUGGCCGUACUAAAGGUCUGCAAGGCUAUUCAGGAGCUCGAGAAGUCACUCAUCUCAGACAGCCCACGUCCUGAUCUUUCCGCUUAUCUCUUGUUGAUCACACAGUUUGAACAGGCAUUGAAAUUUCUGAGUGACAACUGCAGCCUAGCAAUUCAAUGGUUGGAGGGAAUUCUUCAAUUUCUUGAAGAAGAAAAGGUUGCCAAUGGCUUGUAUGUCUUCAGAGUCGAGAUGUCUCUGACUAUUCUACAAGAGUUUCAAGCAACUGAAGCGCGAGCUCGUGUCAGUGGUGGGAUUCUCGGUUUAGCAUUUGACAAACUUAAAAUUGAAUUCAAGCAGCUUCUUGCAGAUAACUCCAUCCCUGUUGCUUUCCCAUCAUUCAAUGACAAACAAGCUUGCAUUGCUCCAUCACCUUUGUCAGUAGCUGUUACCCAGAAGCUUCAGGCCAUUGUUGGCAAACUAAGUGACCGUGACAGGCUUGAUUGGUGCUUAUCAGCGUACGCAGAAGUUCGGAGUAGGAAUGCAAGAAGAAGUUUAGAAGCUCUUGAUUUGAAUUACCUUAACAAGUCAGUGACAGAAUCGGAUGAUGUGCAAGACAUAGAGGGCUUUAUAUAUUUAUGGUGUGAGCAUCUGGAGUUCGCAGUGAAGCAUGUUUUCAAGAUAGAGUACGAACUCUGCAAUAAGGUUUUUGACAAGGUCGAGUCCAACGUUUGGAUGGGUUGCUUUGCGAAGAUUGCUACUCAAUCUGGAAUUCUUUCUUUUCUCAGUUUUGGAACAAGAGUUACAGAAUGUAAGAAAGACCCUGUCAAGCUGUUGAAGCUAUUAGACAUGUUUUCAUGUUUAGACAACAUAAGAGCAGUUUUCAACAGGCUUUUUACAGGCGAAGCAUGUCAAAAAAUCCAAAACCUGACAAAGAAUCUGGUCAAGAAAGUUAUUUGUGGUGCUUGUGAGAUUUUGUGGGAACUCCCAUUUCAAGUGGAGCUACAAAGGGAACGGUCUCCUCCUUCAGAUGGCAGUGUUCCAAGGCUGGUAAGAUUUGUGACAGAAUAUUGCAAUCAUCUUCUUAGCGAGGAUUAUAAUUCAUUUUUGAUCAAGGUUCUAACGAUUUACCAGAGCUGGAAAAAUGAGAAGCACCAAGAGACACUUAGCAACCAGAUAAACCUCAUAAUAAAGGAACUUUGCCUAAACUUGGAUACAUGGUCACAGACAUAUGAAGAUAAGGCUCUUUCCUUCCUAUUCAUGAUGAAUAAUCAUUCUCAUUUCUGCAAUUUGAAAGGCACAAAAGUAGGAGAAUUGAUGGGUAUUUCUUGGGUAAGAGGUCAUCAGCAAUACAAGGACUAUUACAUGACACUCUACUUAAAAGAAACCUGGGGAAGGAUUCUUGGUCUUCUUAACGAAGACCAACAGCAAAACAAGUACUUAUCUUCACCUACAACUGAUUCUGUGAAGAACAUUUUGAAGGCAUUCAAUGAAGCCUUGGACGGAAUGUAUGAGAAGCAAUCCAACUGGGCUGUUCCCGAUGAGGAGUUGAGGUUAAAGAUGUGCAGGGUGGCUGUCCAGGCUUUUGUUCCGGUGUAUAGAAGCUACUUGCAGAAUUUUAUGGAUUUAGACCAAGAAGAUGUGAGAUAUACAGCACAAGGAUUGGAAAGUAUGCUAAGCUCACUGUUUCAGCCAAAGAUAAGGAUGUAUGGUGGCACCAAACAAUCACAUUGGAUUGACGAAGUGAAAAUUGUAGAGGUAGAUCAUUUUACUCUUAUGGCUGCGUAACUCUUGCACCCAUAGACUUACCGUGACGGUAGGUACAUAUGACUUAGGGACAUAUUGCAAUUCCAGCAAAGUCUUAAACUCAAAUCUCUUUCUUAUCAUUUGUAACUAAUAAUAAUGUACUUUCAUCAUUAAUUUCCAGAUCAAUUUAGUUAUCCCAAUUCGUUAUGCUAGUUGGAAUUGAA
Molecule: messenger RNA, 2300 nt
Organism: Ricinus communis (castor bean)
Lineage: Eukaryota; Viridiplantae; Streptophyta; Magnoliopsida; Malpighiales; Euphorbiaceae
Product: exocyst complex component EXO70I
Exons: 1
Coding region: 88-2118 (676 amino acids)
Biological process (GO): exocytosis
Cellular component (GO): exocyst
Molecular function (GO): phosphatidylinositol-4,5-bisphosphate binding
Source: RefSeq, a predicted model, not a curated record